Molecule: messenger RNA, 4545 nt
Organism: Phytophthora nicotianae INRA-310
Lineage: Eukaryota; Oomycota; Peronosporomycetes; Peronosporales; Peronosporaceae
Product: xanthine dehydrogenase, molybdopterin binding subunit
Exons: 1
Coding region: 43-4389 (1448 amino acids)
Molecular function (GO): FAD binding; 2 iron, 2 sulfur cluster binding; oxidoreductase activity
Source: RefSeq, a predicted model, not a curated record
GGAUGCCAUUCUUCAAGUAGCCGUCCAAGCAACAAGUCGAAAAUGCCGCCGCAUUCUGCGUCUCCGUCUUCGCCUAUAGCUGCCGCCGGCGUGCGCCGCGAUCUGCUGCUGUAUGUGAACGGAGAGCGCGUUGAGAUCCCCGAGAGGGACGUACGCCCGGAACAAACGCUGCUGCAGUUCCUGCGUCAGGAUCUGGGACUUACCGGUACCAAACUCGGCUGCGGCGAGGGUGGCUGUGGCGCCUGUACCGUCAUGGUGUCAAAGUUCGACGUGGCCACGGGGCGCGUGCGUCAUGUGUCGGUGAACUCGUGUCUAGCCCCGCUUUGUGCCAUGGACACCUGUGCCGUCACUACCGUCGAAGGUGUGGGUGCCAUCACAGGAACUGGCGAAGCCACGGGGCUACACGAGGUACAGAAGGCUCUGGCCGAGUCACACGCCUCGCAGUGUGGCUACUGCACGCCCGGUUUCGUCAUGGCGCUCUACUCGAUGGUUAAACAGCGCGAGACGGGCGUGGAGCUCACGAUGGAGGACAUCGAACAUGGUAUGGACGGCAAUUUGUGUCGCUGCACAGGAUAUCGCCCCAUAUUGGACGCAGCGAAGAGCUUUGGCGACGAUGCGGGUGAAGCCCAUUGCAAAGGCACGUGUCCAGGCUGUCCCAAUGCAAUGAACGGCAACGCAGAAAUCGAUAUUGAAGAUCUGCAUCAAGACAAACCACAGGAGGCCACAAGCUGCUCAUCUCGCAAGAUCCGAGAGCUCGCUGAGCAUCGAAAACUUCGUGAAAAGGGCACGGCUGAUACAGUACCAAGUGAGUCGAAGAAGACAAAGGCUCUGGCGGUAUCUUCGUUCCCCAAUGAAUUGAUGGAGAAGGCGAUGGCGCCUCAAAUGCUGCAGAUCGACGGCAAAUACGUCCAGUGGUUCGCUCCCGUGACUAUGACGCACCUUCUUCAGCUCAAAAAGCAAUACCCCGAUGCAAAAAUCUCAGUGGGCAACACGGAAAUGGGGAUCGAGACCAAGUUUAAAGGCUUCAAGUACGCACAUCUGAUCAACGUGAGUCGCGUUCCAGAGCUUGUGGCCACUAAAGAUGUGACGACCACAGACACGAUCAACCAGACCGUUUUCGCUGGAGCUGAGCCUUUCGAAGGCGUGAGGUUUGGUGCGGCCGUGACACUCACAGACGUGAAACAGCAAUUAUCAGAGCUUAUCAAGACGUUGCCAUCCUAUCAAACGCGUGCAUUUGAGUCGAUCGUCAAGAUGCUCAAGUGGUUUGCAAGCACACACAUUCGAAACGUGGCGUGUAUCGCUGGUAACCUCGUCACAGCCAGUCCGAUCUCGGACAUGAACCCGUUGCUCGCAGCCAUGAAUGCUUACAUUGAGUUGCAAUCUACGCGAGGCACUCAAUACACCCGAGUUCGUGACUUCUUCCUAUCUUACCGCAAGGUAGGAAUGGAACCGGACGAGAUAAUCACUGCAGUAUACGUUCCCUACACGAAGAAGUGGGAAUAUAUGCUCCCGUUCAAGCAGGCACGGCGUCGAGAGGAUGAUAUCAGUAUCGUAACUGCUGGGAUUCGUGUGAGACUGGAGUGCUCGAAUACUGGCGCUUGGAAUAUUCAGGAUGCUUCAGCAGUGUACGGCGGCAUGGCACCGAUCACGAAGCCUGCAGCUGAGACGGAGCGUUUUCUCAUUGGCAAAACGUUUGACGCGGCGACGUUUGAUGAAGCGUGCAAUGUGCUACACUCGAGCGAUUUCAAACUUCCUGAAGGUGUUCCGGGUGGAAUGGCCAAGUACAGAGAGAGUUUAUGUUCGUCGUUCCUGUACAAGUUCUACGUGACGUCAUCAGAACGUCUUCAGAUCGAUGUACAGGCGAUAAAGGCUACCGCUUCACUGCUGCCUGAAGCUCCGGUUGUUGAUGACAAGGUGCAGUCAGCAGGCAAGUCGUUUUUGCAUCAAGUACGCCCUGUUUCGCAUGGAAUCCAGAGGUUUGGAAUGGAGACUGGUGGCCUUCAGGACUCCAAGCACCAACCAGUGGGUGAUGCCAAGACGAAGAGAGGACCGGUGGGAGACCCACUCCUGCAUAAGUCAGCGUACUUGCAGGUGAGCGGUGAAGCGCUGUACACUGACGACAUCCCCAACACGCCUGGAACGCUUCAUGGUGCUUUGGUUUUGUCUACUUGUGCCCACGGACUCAUCAAGAGCAUCGAUGCAAGUGAAGCGUUGGCCAUGGAAGGUGUCCACCGCUUCUUUGAUGCUUCGGUAUUCGAGACCGAGCGACUUGGUUCUAACAAAAUUGGUCCAGUACUCAAGGACGAAGAGUGCUUUGCUUCGAAGGAGGUACUUUGCGUCGGGCAGCCAAUUGGUAUAAUUGUCGCGGAUACACACGAACUCGCCAUGGCAGCUUCGGACAAGGUGAAGGUCGUUUACGAGGAACUACCUUCAGUGACAACAAUUGAAGAAGCUAUUCGAGAGAAGUCGUUCAUUCUUCCAGCACACAUAAUUGACAGCGGUAAUGUGGAGAAAGGAUUAGCAGAAUCGGACAUUGUGCUUGAAGGCGAGGUGCACAUGGGUGGCCAGGAGCAGUUCUACUUCGAGACCAACGUGUCGCUUUGCAUGCCUCAAGAAGGUGGAAUGAAGGUCAUAUCCUCCACACAAGCAGCAACAAAGGCACAAGUGUUGGUGGCGAGAGUGCUGGGCAUCAAUUCCAACCGAAUCACCAGCACGACCAAACGUAUUGGCGGCGGCUUUGGUGGAAAGGAAACCCGCACCGUGUUUGUUACGUGUGCCGCUGCAGUUGCAAGUCACGUUAUGAAGAAACCAGUUAAGUGUCUACUGGAACGCCACGUCGACAUGCUAACCACUGGUGGUCGACACCCAUUCUACGCGAAAUACAAAGUCGGUAUCAAGCGUGAUGGAACCAUUUUGGCGCUGGAUGUGGACAUUUACAACAACGCAGGAUACUCAAUGGAUCUAUCGUUGGCAGUGAUGGAUCGCGCACUUUUCCACUGUGAGAAUGCCUACAAGAUCCCGAACCUUCGCUGUCACGGCACCGUUUGCCGCACCAACCUUGCAACAAACACUGCUUUCCGUGGGUUUGGCGGACCACAAGGUCUCUUCAUCGCUGAGACGUACAUCGAUCACAUUGCACGGACGCUGAACCUCGCUCCGGAGGAAGUCCGCUCCCGCAAUAUGUAUGUCGAGGGCCAAACAACCCACUUUGGUCAACCUUUGGAAGAUUUCAACUUGCGGACAUUGUGGCAACACACGAUAGAUCGCAGCGGGUUCGAAUUCAAGAAAGCGGAGGCUGAGGCAUUCAACAAGAACAAUCGCUGGAAGAAGCGCGGCGUCGCGAUAUUGCCCACGAAGUUCGGUAUCAGCUUUACUUCCAAGUUCAUGAACCAGGGCGGCUCGUUGGUUCAUGUGUAUGCAGACGGCAGUGUACUGGUCUCACACGGUGGUGUUGAAAUGGGUCAAGGUCUGCAUACUAAGGUGAUCCAAGUGGCUGCACGCGCUUUUGGCAUUCCGCACAACCAGGUUCAUAUCGAGGAGACGUCAACGAACAAGGUUCCGAAUUCACAGCCGUCAGCAGCUUCCAUGAGCACGGAUCUGUAUGGAAUGGCUACACUGGACGCGUGUGAGCAGAUCUUGGCACGUCUGGCACCAAUUCGUGAACGCUUAGGCCCAGACGCCUCAUUUUGCGACGUCACAAAUACUGCGUACUUUGAACGUGUCAACAUGUCGGCACAAGGAUUCUACGUUGUUCCGAACGAACGUUGCGGCUACGACUUCUCUAAGUCCGUCGCCGAGAAUAUUGAGGUGGGUACAGCGUUCAACUACUUCACGACGGGCGUAGCUUGCACUGUUGUGGAGCUGGAUGUGCUUACCGGAGACUUCCACAUGUUGAGCGUUGACAUCCUGAUGGAUCUCGGUGCAAGUAUCAACCCCGCUAUUGACAUUGGCCAGAUCGAAGGCGCGUUCAUGCAGGGUUUCGGCUUGUUCGCGUUGGAAGAGCUGGUGUGGGGAGACAAUGGACAUCCAUGGGUGAAGCGAGGCAAUUUAUUCACUCGAGGCCCCGGCGCCUACAAGAUUCCGAGUGCUAACGACGUACCGCUGGACUUUAAUGUGUGGCUCGAGUCCAACCAGAAGAACAAGUUUGCAGUGCACUCGAGUAAAGCAGUAGGAGAGCCACCGCUGUUCUUGGGCUCCAGUGCCUUCUUCGCUGUCAAAGAGGCGAUUUAUUCAGCUAGGGCGGACGCUGGUCACCACGGAUAUUUCGAGCUGCGCAGCCCCGUGACACCGGAACGAGCUCGAAUGGCUUGCGCCGAUGAUAUGUUGCAGAAAGUGUUCACGGCACGUGGAGGCGACAUGGUGAGCUACCAGCCCAGUGGAAGCUUCUAAUGGCACAAGAUGCAUUUGAGCUAGUUUACCAUGUAAUAUUGAUACCCUGCAGUUAUGCACAAUGUGUGUCCUGUCCUUAUAGAUGUUGAAGAAGUUCUUCGUGCAUUCUGACACGAAUCAAUUUUGUGCAAAUGUCUACUGUAGAGUGAAUGCACC